GGGGUCGGUUACUUCUUCUUCUUCUUCGUUUCUCUCUCUUUCUCUUUCUCUCUCUAUAUAUGUAUGUAGGUAGGUGUAGCUGACCUCGAUUCAGUUAUCGUUUUCGGAGUGUCCGAGCCUCUGCGUUCAGUUCAAAUGAGAUGGCGUCUUCACAAAAUGUUGAGUUGGAGGCAGCAAAGUUUCUGCAUAAACUCAUUCAAGAUUCAAAAGAUGAGCCAGCCAAGUUGGCUACUAAACUCUAUGUGAUACUACAACAUAUGAAAUCAAGUGGGAAGGAACAUUCAAUGCCAUAUCAAGUGAUAUCAAGGGCAAUGGAGACUGUCAUAAACCAACAUGGUCUUGAUAUUGAAGCAUUGAAGUCAUCACGCCUUCCUUUGACCGGUGGUCCUCAAAUGGGAUCUUCUUCGCAGGCAGUGGGUGUUGCAAAGGAUUCCAGAGUGGGUUUGGCUGAAAAUGAGAUGUCCAAAAUGGACCCCUUUGUUUCUGGCCGGCCACCAGUUGCCCCAAGUGGUGGAGCACCUGAUUAUUAUCAAGGAUCCGUGGCUCAGAGGAGUAGUCAGUCUUUUGAUCAAGGAAGUCCAUCUAGUUUGGAUUCUAGGUCUGCUAACUCUCAGUCACAAGAUAGACGUGAUAAUUCGAAUUGGGACAAACAGGUGAAUAAAAAGGAUGGUAAGAAAGCUACCACAAAGAGAAAGAGGGGAGAUACAUCAUCACCUGUGGAACUGCAUGUUGACAGUCCUUCUCAACUGGAUGCUCGCAAUACUUUUGUUAAUUCAAGGAAGGGUAAAAUUACCAAGGCGGAACCAUCAGAUGGUCUUCCAGUUAAAAGUGGUGAACUGACCAACUUUAAUGUGGUUCCAAGUAACAGUCAAAUGGAGAAUAUUUCGACAUUGUCUGGCAGCAUGAGAUCAAUGCUCAGGACAAACCAAGAAGGUCAUCAUUUAUUGGCAAAGCAAGCUGAUUUGACAAAGAUUGGCAAUCCAAUGGUGCGAGCUGCAAAUACAAAGUAUCCAGAAGACAUGGAAGUUUCCUCUGCACACAUUGCUCCAGGAAAGCAGCAAGGUGGUUCCUUACCUUCUACCCAUGAGAUUAGAGGUGUAUGGAAUCAAAAUAAAGCUGGAUUACCUUUUGAAAAAUCUCAGUUCCCCCAGUUUACUUCUAAUGUUGUUCCUGGUAAUAUGAUGGCAGAAAUUCCAAUGCAGCAGUUAAUACCUCCAUCCCUUGGCUCAAGUGCUUAUGCUAAGGCUCAUGAAGGGAUGGAGGUUCCUGCUAGUGCAUCUCUGACAAGUUCAAUGCAAUGUGGUGGUGCGCUUGAGCGUGAUGGGGGAAGUUCGACUACUUCAGCUGAUGGACAGAAAAUAGCUCAGAUUGGGAGGCAAAAUAGCAGCUCAGACAUGACUAUGCUUAGACAAGGUGUUCCUCCUAGAGAUACAGGAAAAUCCACUGUUUCUGCUGCGCCUGCGUCAUCUGCCAUGCCAUUCAAAGAACAACAGUUAAAACAGCUUCGAGCUCAGUGCCUUGUUUUCCUAGCAUUUAGAAAUGGUUUAGUGCCAAAGCAACUACAUCUUGAAAUUGCUCUUGGAGCCGCCUUUUCUAGAGAAGGUGACUGAUGUUUAUUUUUUAUUUAACAUAUUAAAGAUCUUCGCUGACUAACUAGUGAGCAAUGUGAUAGUAAUACAAAUGGUUCUUGCAAAGAGCUUAUUGAUGAUAAAGUAAAAUCACAAUCUUUUAAUGAACCAGGUAGCACAUCUGGGGUCAUGACACCAUUUGGAGGUCCGAGCAAUGUGAGGCAGACUGAUAAAAACCCUUCUGGGUCCUCUUCUGCCGGAAAAAUUCUGGAGGCUGACUCUUUGUCAAAGGGAACUGAGAGCCCGAGAAUGAUAGAGGACAAAGGUAACCUACAUUCUGACAUCCAUAUACUUUCAGAAGAAAGGAAACAUCUAGCCACAAAAAAAGGAGAUGUUGAAAGACAAAUUCAAGAGAGAAUGGCUGCACAAGCUUCUUCAGCCACUUCAUGUCAGCAGCAAGAUUCUUCAAGUACAAGGGGUGCUGUACUUGUUAAUGAUCAUUUGGGUGAUGAUGACAAUGGUAAUCUGCAGGCCGAAAGGUCUAACCAACCUUCUGUUGUAGGCACAAAUAGCUGGACGGGAUUUGCUGGUCAAAAUAUUGCUUCAAAGGGACCUCCACAGAUCUCUACUAUUCAGCAUGAGGUGCCUGUAGAGAGAAAAGAGAAUAUUCCUAGUCAAUUUCAUAAUGUUGGUAAGAAUUGUGGUUCCCGGAAUCACAAUCCUGUUAAUCACAUGACUUCUUAUUCUUUAAAAGAGCACUGGAAACCUGUUCCAGGGACUGACAGUGAUCCUCAUGGAGCAAGCAUGAUGAAGGAUGGAAAUAUAAUGACAAAACAUGUUUCUCCAGAUGGGUUUAAAACAGGCCCGAUUGAUGAUACAUCAAAGCGUGGCAUCUCUUUUGCUACAGAGCAAGGGAAUGAGAUGUUGGUAUCAGCUGAUUUGCCACCUUCUCCAAAAUAUACGAUGUCAGAGAGAUGGAUUAUGGAUCAGCAUAAAAAAAGGCUUCUACUUGAGCAAAAUUGGGUGCAUAAACAGCAGAAAACAAAGCAAAGAAUGGCUAUAUGUUUUCACAAGUUAAAGGAAAGUGUGAGUUCAUCUGAAGAUAUCUCUGCCAAAACAAAAAGUGUCAUAGAGUUAAAAAAACUUCAACUAUUGGAGCUGCAACGUCGACUCCGGAGUGAUUUUCUGAAUGAUUUUUUCAAACCGAUUACAACUGAGAUGGAACAUCUGAAAUCAAUUAAGAAACACAGGCAUGGUAGGAGGGUCAAACAACUUGAAAAGUUUGAGCAGAAAAUGAAGGAAGAGCGUCAGAAACGGAUUCGUGAGAGGCAGAAGGAGUUUUUCGGUGAGAUAGAAGUUCACAAAGAAAAACUUGAUGAUGUAUUCAAAAUCAAGAAGGAAAGGUGGAAGGGUUUCAAUAGAUAUGUGAAGGAGUUCCAUAAAAGAAAAGAACGUAUUCAUCGUGAGAAGAUUGAUAGAAUCCAGCGGGAAAAGAUUAAUUUACUGAAAAUAAACGAUGUGGAGGGCUAUCUUCGAAUGGUGCAGGAUGCAAAAUCAGAUCGUGUAAAGCAACUUCUUAAAGAGACUGAGAAGUAUCUUCAAAAGCUUGGAUCCAAGCUACAGGAAGCAAAGACUGCAGCAGGACGUUUUGGGCAUGAUGUUGAUGAGACAGGAACUAGUAAUUUUCUUGAGAAUAGUGAAACAACUUUAGAAAAUGAGGAUGAAAGUGAUCAGGCGAAGCACUAUAUGGAAAGCAAUGAGAAGUAUUAUAUGAUGGCCCACAGCAUAAAGGAGAGCAUUUCAGAGCAGCCAUCUUGUUUGCAUGGCGGAAAAUUGAGGGAAUAUCAAAUGAAUGGUCUGAGGUGGCUGGUUUCCCUAUACAACAAUCAUUUGAAUGGAAUCCUUGCUGAUGAAAUGGGACUUGGUAAAACGGUUCAGGUAAUUUCUCUAAUUUGCUACCUGAUGGAAACAAAAAAUGAUAGAGGACCCUUUCUUGUGGUCGUGCCCUCUUCAGUUCUACCUGGUUGGGAGUCAGAGAUAAACUUUUGGGCUACUGGUGUUAAUAAAAUUGUCUAUGCUGGACCACCAGAGGAGAGGCGUCGGUUAUUCAAGGAAAGGAUUGUUCACCAGAAAUUUAAUGUCCUUUUGACUACGUAUGAAUAUCUGAUGAACAAGCAUGAUAGACCGAAGCUGAGCAAAAUACAUUGGCACUAUAUAAUAAUUGAUGAAGGCCACCGCAUAAAGAAUGCAUCUUGCAAAUUGAAUGCUGAAUUGAAACACUAUCAGAGCUCUCACAGAUUGCUGUUAACUGGAACACCAUUGCAGAACAAUCUUGAAGAGCUAUGGGCACUGCUUAACUUUUUGUUACCAAACAUAUUCAAUUCUUCGGAGGACUUCUCUCAAUGGUUUAACAAGCCCUUUGAGAGUACUGGAGAUAACUCACCCGAUGAAGCUUUACUGUCUGAGGAGGAGAAUCUCUUGAUCAUAAAUCGUCUGCACCAAGUUCUGAGGCCAUUUGUACUGCGGAGGCUGAAGCACAAGGUUGAAAAUCAGCUGCCGGAGAAGAUUGAGAGACUUGUAAGAUGUGAAGCUUCUUCUUAUCAAAAACUUUUGAUGAAGAGGGUGGAAGAAAAUCUCGGUUCUAUUGGCUCUUCAAGGGCUCGAUCAGUACACAACUCUGUCAUGGAGCUUCGCAAUAUAUGCAAUCAUCCAUAUCUCAGCCAGCUUCAUGCAGAGGAGGUGGAUAACUAUAUACCUAAGCAUUAUCUACCACCCAUUAUUAGACUUUGUGGCAAGCUUGAGAUGUUGGAUCGUUUAUUACCUAAAUUGAAGGCAACAGAUCACCGGGUUCUUUUCUUUUCGACAAUGACUAGGCUUCUGGAUGUUAUGGAGGAAUACUUAACCUUAAAACAAUAUCGGUACCUCCGAUUGGAUGGGCAUACAUCAGGAAGUGAUCGUGGUGCCCUAAUUGAACUAUUUAACAAACCUGGUUCACCAUAUUUUAUUUUCUUACUCAGCAUUCGAGCUGGUGGUGUUGGAGUGAAUCUUCAAGCUGCGGAUACAGUGAUCUUGUUUGACACUGACUGGAAUCCACAGGUUGAUCUGCAAGCCCAGGCAAGGGCUCAUAGAAUUGGUCAAAAGAGGGAAGUUCUGGUUCUUCGCUUCGAAACAGUUCAAACUGUUGAAGAACAAGUCAGAGCUUCAGCUGAGCACAAACUUGGGGUUGCUAAUCAGAGCAUUACUGCUGGUUUUUUUGACAAUAAUACAAGUGCUGAAGAUCGAAGAGAAUACUUGGAAUCCCUCCUGCGUGAGUGUAAGAAAGAAGAAGCUGCACCUGUCUUGGAUGAUGAUGCUCUAAAUGAUAUCUUAGCCCGCAGUGAAACAGAGUUAGAUGUGUUUGAGGCUGUUGACAAAAAAAGGAAGGAAGAUGAGUUGGCUACUUGGAAGAAAUUGGUGCUUGGACAGGCAAAUGAUGGCACCGAUCUCAUUCCUCCCCUUCCUUCUCGUCUUGUCACUGAUGAUGACCUGAAACUUUUUUAUGAAGCAAUGAAGAUAUCUGAUGUGCCUAAGGGUGAGGUAGAAUCUAAUGGUGUAAAGCGAAAGAGCGGAUAUCUUGGGGGCCUUGAUACUCAACAUUAUGGCAGAGGAAAACGUGCGAGAGAGGUACGUUCGUAUGAAGAACAAUGGACAGAGGAGGAGUUUGAGAAGUUGUGUCAGGUUGAAUCUCCAGAUUCACCCAAAGGAAAAGCAGUGGCAGAAAUUAGUUAUCCAACCAAUACUUCCAGUUCUGUUGUACCUACUUCUAGCACACAACCUGCAGCUGUGCCUCCUGUGGCCCCAAUAUUGCCAUCUGUGGCCCCAAUAUUGCCAUCUGUGGCCUCAAUAUUGCCAUCUGUGGCCCCAAUAUUGCCAUCUGUGGAGAGUUUGCCAGUGCAGCAAGUCAAAGAGAUAACCCCCCCAGCCAAACGUGGCCGCGGAAGGCCAAAAAGAAUAACUUCAGAUAAGUCAACGGCUGUGUUGGUUCCUCCUCUAACUUCUGGAACUGCUGAAGUGAGCAUGCAGCUACAGAGAGAAAUUGGGUCUGGACAUUUAACAUCAACUCCUGAUUCUAUUGCUCAAUCUGCUGAAGUUAUAGGUGUGAGUGGACCUAUGCAGCUGUCUGAUACAGGAGUUCCUAACACAGAGCCUGCCAUCCCAUUGCCUUCUAUUCAACCUAAUUCUCAGUCAACUGCUUCUUCUGUUUCUGUACCUAUUCAAGCAAGAGGACAAGGGCGAAAAACUCAUAGUGGUGGAGAAGGGACUAGACGUAGAGGGAAGAAGCAGGUCAUGAUUUCAUCUCCUAUCGCUGGUGGUUCUGUUGGUCCUGAUUUAAAGAUGAAUGAGCAAUUAGAAGAUAAAUUAGUGAGUCCAUCUUCUAGUCAAGCACACUCUCAGAGUGAAUCUGUUACUGGCUUUGCUGCAGCACACCAUCCAACUACCAUUUCAGGCUCUUCUUCUUUAAGCAGUGGGAAGGAUCAUUUGAGUGUUGGGACUGCUUUGAAUUCUCAGCUACCCGAUCCUACGGCCUCUAUUAUUACCUUGGCUCAAACUGCCCCCACUUAUCCGUCCGUACAGAUGCAAAGUAAGGGGCAAAGUCAGAAGUCACAAAAUGGAGCAGGAGCUCCCCGGCGUAGGGGGAAGAAACAGCCAACAAUAUCACCUCCUGUUCCAGAUGUUUUAGGUCAUCAGGAUUUGUGUCAAAGUUCUAAUCUAAUGAUUUCAUCAGGCAGUAUAUCAGGUGACAAAGUUACCGACUUAAAAAGCUUGCAAGUGAACAAUGUUCAAGAAUCAAAAUGUGUUAUCCAGGACCAAGCAUCGCAGAGUCUAGGUAACCAGGAUUUAAAAUCAGUGGAAGGAUCAGAUGAUCUAGCCAAGCAGACAGUGAUCUUGUCUUCGUCACAAGAUAGUACAAUCAAGUCCCCAGGGCAUGAUUUAGAGAAGGUUAAGAAUCCUGAUGUUCACGAUUCUUCUGUGAAGGUUAAAUCUUCUGAAAUAAUCUCAUCGAAGAUUGAAGUUUGUGAUAAUUCUUGUAAUGAAAAUUUAUUUGUCCCAACUGUACCUGUUACAGAGGUAACAAUAGACCAACAGACAGUUGGAAAAACACAUCAAGCUGUCCAUGCUUCAAAAACUUUCCCUUCAAUUGUUGGUACUCCAAGUAAUUCCUUGGCUGGUAGCACAACUACAGAAAGCAUUAGUACAGCUAUAGAUCCUGCGACUGCAAAGAUUGUUCCCAGUGCACUAAGCACAGUUUAUCCUUCCACACCAGGCUCUGAGUCUACUCGUCCAGGCUCAUUUGAAUCCAUGCCAGCCAAAAGGCAAGGUCGUAAAGCUCAAAAUAGAGUGGAGCCACCACGCCGUAGGGGGAAAAAAUCUGCUUCCAUGUUACCUGUUGUUCCUGAUGCUCUUACUGGUCAGGAUCCUAAAUUAAGUCAUCAUGCCCAGAACUCAUCAGGAGAUUCAUUGGCAGGUAGAACUACUACGAAUGUUACUCAAACUCAACCAUUUGAGAUCCUUUUGCCCAGUGGAGUAGCUAGUCAUGAUUCAAAAAGAAAAGAGAGAGCCACCAAUUCUACCCAAAAUAAGCAGCAGAAAGUUGCAUCAACAAAGAUUGACAGUGCACCUGUAUCCUCGGACAAGAUUGCUGCUUUUGGCCGAAUUCAUAAUGUCAAUGAUGUUGCACGGGUGAUGAAGGAAGUUUUCUCUGGAACUUGCUUGCCAAAGCCUAAAGCACAUGAUUCUGUUGGGAGUGAAGAUAGGAAUACUGCACCUUUUGUACAUGUAAUGACUAAAGCUACAGUGGAUGCCUCCAAUAACCAGAGUUUGGAGGAUAAUGCGUGUUCUGAUACAGCAACUACUAAAGCAACAUGUUUGGAUGUUGCAGUUGAUGAUCAUGAAAAACAACCAGAGGAGGCACCCAAUAUGCAGAAGCUUGAGGGUAAAGCAAGUUUAGAUACGCCAAUUAUUGGAGCAAUGAGCCUGACAUCUGCCACUCCUGUGAAUGGGAAGGAGCAACAAUCUACCAUUGCAUCUGAUAAAAAAAUAACUCCUUUGAAUGAGACCCUGCCUAAUGUCAGUGUGCUUGAAAUUAGUGAUUCUGGUGAUGUUAAAGAAAAGGUUGAACAGACACAACAUUGCAGUGAACGCUCAACUAAUCAGGGUAAAAUGGAGGAUCUUCAUGUAACUCCUCUUAAUACUACCCAAGAGACUGAUGGUUCUUCUGAGAGGCUUCCUACUGGUUGUGACCUCACUGAUUUAAAUAUAGAGACUUCUACCCAUCAGAUGUACCCAUCCGUGGUUUUCCCUGGUGCUGAGCCUCUGGUGGUAAUUGAUCAUAAUCUUGGAAACCAAUCUGACUCUUUAGAGAAUUGUUCAAGAUCUCCUCCACUUCAUAUUGGUGGCACAGUAUGCCCAGCAACUAUAUUGGAACCAGAAAAUGUUUGUAAUAAUCCUGAAUCUAGUCAGGCUGAUACUUGCAAUCAGAUUCAUUCAUCCACAAACGAACCUCCUGAUAUAACAGAGCAUACUUCUAAUGAAAUAUUGGAGCCUUCCGGACUGUCUUCAAAAUCUUCAUCUCUUGUUUGUGGUGACAGCUCUGAGUUAUUGGUUCAGGCUGGAAAUUUGGGCGAUCAACCACAAAUGACCCCAUCUAGUCCUGCAUCAGGUCCUCAUUCAAGAACAAUGGUAGUUUCUAGUAUUUCUGAACACGCUGAAAUUAAUUCUAGAAGUGAAACUGAGUCUUCUUUACAAGCUUCCGCUGAACUCGCUCUUUAUAAGGGGAAUUUUGGGUAUGGAAAUUCUGCAUUAGUGGACCACAAUAGAGAUAAUACUGUGGAGUCUCCAAACUUGAGCUUGGAUGCUGCUUCUCAUUUGCUUGAGACUGAGAGUCAGACUACAUUUGGAAAUCAUUGCCAAAAUGAAUUAGGACCCUCCAUAAAACAGUGUUCAGAGUCAGCUUCUGAAAUGGAAGGCCCUGGGAGCUCCAAAGAUGUUCUAUCUCAGAAGGAUCCAGAUGCAUUGGAACCUGCUGAUUUGCAUGAGACUCCAUUGGUUGAGAGCUGCUCAGAAUCCCUAUGUGAGGAAAGAAGGGAUGAAGAAUUUGCUGCUAAACCUAUUAAUAUUGAACCUGUUCCCGAAGAAAAUGUAAUAUUACCCACUCCCAUUGGCAAUCCAAAAGCUGAUUUAUCUGUGGCUUGCCAUAUGGAAAUGGACACAUCUGACAGUAACAAAAUGACGUUCCUGCAUGUUGAUGAGAUUGUGACCAAAAAUACAUCAUCGAACAUAAAUCUGUCUUGUUCUGCAGCAAUUGAGGAACAAAUUAUAGAUACUCACUCCUACAAGGAUCCUGUUGAUAGGUUAGUGUUGCCACAAGCUUCUCGUUUGGAAGCUGUAGUAGAUGAUUUAGUGGGUGUUUCUGCAGUAGGUAGUAUAGUAGAAGCAACUGAAACUGCAGUUCUGCCGCCAUCAACCUCGGUAAAAGGGCAAAAUGGGGACUCAUCUGUAACAUGUUUAGUUAGGAGUUCAGAACCACCGGAAGAUUCAAUGGAGAAGGGCAUGGCUAGCAACUGUGGAAUCCGGGAGGAAGCAAAAGUUGGUCAAGUGGAAACUGAUGUUGAAAUGGAUUCAUCCAUUAAUCAGAUUUUGCAUGUAAAUUGUGAGGAUUUGCAAGAAAACGUGGAUUUACCCUCCUGUUCGAUGACAAAGGAAGAAAACAUAGAAAGCUUAUCCACAAGGGGCCUAUCUAUCAGUUCAUCUUCAUCAGGUGAAUUGAAGGAUUCUAAAAUUGAGCUGGUUGAUAAAUGUAUGUCUCAGGUUGGUGAUUCUCGUGUCGGGUCUGGAGAUAAUACAUCAAAGAGCUUGGUUUUACCUUCAUCUCCUUUGGUGAGGAAGGAAGAAGGGAUCAGUUGUACAUCUGAUAUGGAUGGUUUACAAAGCUCCUCAAUGUCUCCGAGGGUACCAGUGCGCUCUGAUGAUGCAUUUGGUAAAUUGGAUGUUCCUCAAGUUGAUCAGAUGAUAUCCGUCCCAGAUACUGUCCAGCCUUCGUUGUCCCAAGUGAAAGAGGAAGAAAAAAUUGGGGUAUCAUCUGACAGGAAAUUAGGUUCGAGGUCUGUACCCCCGAAUGACAUGGAAGGAUCCAAUGCAGAACAGAGUAACUGUUCUGAUAGAUUGCAAUCUGGUUAUAUUUUGCCAGAAAAUACAGAGUUGGAAAUCAAUAAAAUGGCUUCAAAUUCUCCAAUGACUGUCAGCCACUCUCUGGAGGGUGAAGUUUCCUCAGUAAAAGGAAAAAAAUCAGAAGUUGAAAUUAGUAAUCAAAUGGAUGCUUCUCAGGUUUCUGAGGAUGAUCUAACAAGGCUUAGUCCCAAAAACAUGGAUGAACCUUCUUCUUGCUUGCUGGUGGGGGAAGAUAAUGUUGAUGUGUUACCUGACAGGGACCCCCUCUGCAGUCCCCUAGCUGUGGGUGAACCAAGAGACCCUUUGAUUCUAGAGGAGAGUUGCAUGGACAACACCAAGGGAACCUUUGCAAAUUCAUCACCACAACAGAAAUCAGAAUGUUCGGAAGCUGAGAUGGUUGAUCAAAUGAAGUCAUGUGAUGUUGACAGGGUUGAUCCUGGACUUACAUCCAAAAACGUGGAAUCAUCUUCUUCUUUGGUGAUGGAGCAAGAUAAAGAUGAUGUAUCAUGUGAUGGUAAUUUCUGCAACCCACUGGCUGCUACGGAACCAAAAUAUUGUUUGACAGGAGAGAAUCCUAGGGAUGCUAAUAAGGAGUCAAAUCCUUCAGAAACCGAGAUUGGUAAUCAAAUGGAGGCAUCUGUUAUUGCUGGGGUUAAUACUGAAAGGCUUUCAUUAAGAAACAUCGAUGUACCUUCAUCUUCCUUGAUGAUGGAGGAAAAUAACAUUGAGGUGUCAUCUGAUAAGGGUCCACUGAGCAGUGUGCUAGCCCUAGGGGAGCCGAAUUUUUGUUUGACUGGAGAGGGGAGUUGUAGAGAUGCCACUGGUGGUCCUGCUACAAAUCCAGUUGUGCUACCGGAAUCAAAUAAUUCUGAAGCUGAGAUGGGUAAUCCAGGCGAGUCACAGGUUGGUGGGAUAUCUGUAGAUGAUGAGUCCGAAUAUUUCGAUGUUUCUGUCACAGCAUCGGAGGGAAAAAAUGAGGUGGAGAACUUGUCUGAUGAAGGUUCACAAGGAAUCUUUCUGUUGCAAGAUGCUUCAAGAGAAGCUGACGUUGAGGAUCUGGCAGAUAUUACUGAGAGAUGUGCGGCUAAGAUGGCAAAUGUCUCUCAAGUCUCAAGUUCCUCAGUAUCAGUUGAAAAUGUGGAAGGCUUAUCUGAGAAAUGUAUAGUUGGCAGUGCACCAAGAAUGCAGGGAUCAGAAAAAACUGAAGUUGUUAUAGGAGAUGGGAUGGAUGUUAUGCCAGGUUGUUUAGCCGUGCCAGAAACUGCAUCAAUUGGUGGGGUUUCAGCAGCAGGGAGUGAACAUAUGGAGAGCUUGUCUGAGAAGGAUUUAGUUGACAACUCUCUUGUAAAAUUUGACACCAAAGAAUCUGAAGUUAGUGUUAGUAACCAGGAAAAUCAAGAAGUGCAAGAAAAUGCAUUGAAAGACAUUGAAAAAUCCCCUCCUUCAGCAGCAUAGGGUUCCUCUGAGAAGGGUUUGACUGCAUACUCAGAAAUACAGCAGGAAUCAAAAGAAAGUGAAGUUGAGGAUGGAAGGAACAUUGUUCAAGACUCGGAGAAUGUGAAUGUAAAGGCACCUGAAAAGAGCUUGUCUGAGAAAGAGUCGGGUGAGAGCUCAGUGGCUGGAGCAGCUGAAGAGCCUGCAACUAAAUAAUGAAAUCUGUCCCUGUUUAUAUUAUAUAUUAUAUGUAGGAGUUUCAUUUGUACAUAUAUGUCGUAAUUUUCCUUAUAAAUCCAACUAGUUCUCGUAUUACUUGAUAUUGGGAUAUUGAUCCAACGUCUAAUUAUCAGUUAUUGUUGCUGCUAUCUGACUUUUUGGCUGAAACGGGAACACAGCAUAUCUAUUUG
This is a messenger RNA of Gastrolobium bilobum, 11620 nucleotides long. Its product is annotated as chromatin structure-remodeling complex protein SYD. The transcript is spliced from 36 exons. The record is from RefSeq and is a predicted model, not a curated record. Gene Ontology annotation, molecular function: ATP binding; ATP-dependent chromatin remodeler activity; DNA binding. Gene Ontology annotation, cellular component: nucleus. Lineage: Eukaryota; Viridiplantae; Streptophyta; Magnoliopsida; Fabales; Fabaceae. Gene Ontology annotation, biological process: positive regulation of transcription by RNA polymerase II.